UGAACAUCUAAUAGGCUCAGGCCGGAUUUGAAGCAGGCAUGAAAAUGGGUGGAAAGCUUUCCAUACUUCUCCUUCUUGUCAUCUUCUUCUUCUUCACCACAUCUACAGCUUCAAGAGAUAUUUCAGAAUUGCCCCACUUUAACAGGUCUUUCACUGUCAAAGCCAACCAGCGGAUUGCUUUAAACAAGUGUUCAUACACAGUGGACAUCAGAACAAGCUGUUCUUCAGUAAAAUACACCAGAGAUCAAAUCAGCCUUUCAUUUGGUGAUGCCUAUGGCAAUGAGGUGUAUUUAGCAAGGCUUGAUGACCCAGAUUCGGAUACAUUCGAGAGAUGCUCGAGGGAUACAUUCAAGAUUAAGGGGCCGUGCAUGGAUGACGUGUGUUAUCUGUAUCUGUACAGGGUGGGAUCGGACGGCUGGAAACCGCAGACGGUGACUGUGUACAUGUCUGCUUACAGGUAUGUUACGUUUAUAUACAACAGAUUUAUACCCAGAGGAGUGUGGCAUGGCUUCAAUCACUGCGAUUAUGCAUCCAUCUCAACCGUUGCGUAGAGAAGACAGAGCUGAGAUUGAUUACUUAUAUGUAUAUGUACUCGAAUGGAUGGGUUUUUAUUGGAAUAGGCCUAUGUUGUUAAUUUCAAAGUCAAGAUUUAUUACAAUUACAUAUUUA
Messenger RNA from Ipomoea triloba (trilobed morning glory), 669 nucleotides. Its product is annotated as embryo-specific protein ATS3A-like. NCBI's taxonomy places the organism in Eukaryota, Viridiplantae, Streptophyta, Magnoliopsida, Solanales, Convolvulaceae. The transcript has 3 exons. The record is from RefSeq and is a predicted model, not a curated record. Gene Ontology annotation, molecular function: protein binding. The coding region runs from base 39 to 551 and encodes 170 amino acids.